CGGAAGUUGAGGCGGGUACCGCUCUACAAUGCGCUCUCUAUGUCGCCCCCCCCCCCAGCUGUUAUGACUGGGGCUGUGUGGUUACGGUGUGGUUGGCGACUGCGACCUUCUCAGCUUCGGCGUUGUGUGGCUGGCCGUUUCCGAGGGGACUUUGCCGUUUCCAAGUUAGCUGAAGCCGGAUUGCAGCCGCGGCUGGAUAAAUUCGGGGGGCUCAGCCUGCACUUGGCUCAGCUGCGUUCUCCCGAGAGCCUGGACGCAGCUACCUUCCAGGGCUGGCUACGGGAUUCUAUCAAGCAAUGGAGAGCAGAAGGCCACAUCGCAGUCUGGCUACAUGUUCCUAUUCUUCAAAGCAGAUUUAUAACUGCUGCUGCAGAGCAAGGCUUUGCCUUCCACCAUGCAGAAUCCAACUCUGCUACACUGACUCUAUGGUUAGCAGAUGGAAGUAGCAGGUUACCUUAUUAUGCCACUCAUCAAUUAGGAGUUGCAGGUGCUGUAUUAGAUACCAACACUGGAAAGGUAUUGGUUGUACAAGACAGAAAUAAAACUACAAAUGUAUGGAAGUUCCCAGGAGGAUUGUCUGAACCAGGUGAAGACAUUGGAAACACAGCAGUUCGAGAAGUUUUGGAAGAAACGGGCAUAAAAUCAGAAUUCAAGUCCCUUCUCAGCUUACGGCAGCAACACAGACACCCCGGAGCCUUUGGGAAGUCAGAUAUGUAUAUUAUCUGCCGCCUGCAGCCUUCCUCUUUCAACAUCAGUUUCUGCCAGCAGGAAUGCCUGAGGUGUGAAUGGAUGGAGCUAGCUGAGCUUGCCAAGACAAAAGACACUACUCCAAUCACCAGCAAUGUAGCGAGACUACUUCUGUAUGGUUACAAGGAAGGGUUUGAUAAAAUUGAUAUAACCAUGAGGGAAUUUCCAGCGGUAUACUCGGGUCUCUUCUAUAAGUUAUACCACAGACAGUUGCCAGAGCACUAUAGAAACAUGUCUGACUUACCAAAAAUUUAGUUGUUGUUUUUUUGUAAUGAAGGAUUACAUGUAUUAAAAUAUCUUAUACAUUUUGUUCCAGAUAAAACUCAGUACUUGUCUUUUACCUUCUAAAAGGUAACAUAUAUUAUUUCAAUUUAAAUGCUAAAUUUUUGUUAAUGCACAAUUAAAUCCCAAACCAAAUCUUGUAAUUCUAUCCCCAAACCAUCAAAUAAAAAAACAAGUAUAAUAUUAAAUUGGAAAUAAAUGUGUAUAGGUACUCCAUGCUGGCACAUUCACAAAGAUUUAUACAUGCUGAAAGGCACAAUAAUUCCAGGAAACACAGCAAGUUGAAGGUUACAAUAUACACAAUUCUAUAUCGUAAUAAUCUGGAAUCAGUCAGCAAAUGUAGUUGAUCCUGGCAAACACUUGGUCACAUUUUUCUGUCUUGUGAGGAGGGGGAAGUCUACUGCUGUUAUGGCAUAUUAUAGAUUCUGCCACUGAAGUCAACACUUGGCAGACAUUGGAAGGAAAAGGAUAGCUUUCUGUCCUCGUCCAGUUUUCGGUCCGAGUUUGUAUUGCCCAGUUCGUUUCAGUGCAACAUACCAAUCACUAUAUUUUCGAGACCGAUAUGUAUUGUAGUUAUUGGAUUCCAAACGUUCAAAGAAGAAGCAUUCAUCAGUUACAUAUUUCUGAAAAUGAAGAGAGAAUAAAUUAUUCAUAAUCGCCGCCUAUCAUCAUGAAAAUUAUUUUCCUAUCUAAUCAAAAGUAUUAAGCAUUUGGUUAAUUUCAAUCAUUUAGCAGAACCACUGUGUUUAUAAUAAAGCCAUUUAACACUUUAUAUCUUCUAAAUUCCCCAUCAGAAUAAUCUCAAAUGUUUGGGAUUUAACAUGACAGCUCCAUAUCACAGAUUAACAUCCCUCCUACUGCCUUAUGUAAGAGGAAGAGCAAUGGUGGCAACUCUUUGGGGACAGGGGACCAUCUUAUUUACUUUUCUAUGUAAACUGCUUUGAGAACUUUGGUUGAAGAGCAGUAUUUAAUAUUCGUGGUAGUAGAAAGUUGUCAUCCAAGAUUCUCCCUGGUAUCCCAGGUUGAGGCAGUGGCCAGAAGUGCCUUCUAUCGGCUUCGGCUGAUACGCCAGCUGCGUCCAUUUCUUGAGAUAAAUGACCUCAGAACAGUGGUACAUAUCCUGGUAACUGCCCGACUAGAUUACUGCAAUGCACCCUAUGUGGAGCUGCCCUUGUAUGUAGUCCAGAAACUACAGUUGGUACAGAAUGCGGCAGCCAGGUUCGUCUCUGGGUCAUCCUGGAGAGAACAUGUUACCCCCAUAUUGAAAGAGUUACACUGGCUGCAAAUAAGUUUCCGGGCAAAAUACAAGGUGCUGGUUAUAACCUAUAAAGCCCUAAAUGGCUUGGGACCUGGGUAUUUAAGAGAACGAUGUCUUCAUCAUGAACCCCACUGCCCAUUGAGAUCAUCAGGAGAGGUCCGCCUGCAGUUGCGACCGGCUCGUCCGGUGGCUACUAGGGAUGUGCACAGACCACGGAGGCACAGUCCAACGCCGGGGGUGUGUGUUGCUUUAAGGGCAGGGGGGUUGUACUUACCCCCCCCGCCGCCGCUUUCCCCCCUCCGGUGCUCCAUUUUCAAGCAAAAUCUUUGGGGCGUCAGCAGUCCUCCCUGCCCCCUUGUUGCCUCCUAAAAGUGGAAGUAACUCCCGCACAUGCACCUGCUGCUGCCGCGUGCACACUGCACAUGUCACAGUGACAUGCGUGCGGCAGGUGCAUGCGCAGCACUUACAUCCGCUUUUAGCAGGCAACAAGGGGGCAGGGGCGGCAGGGAGGACCACUGCCAUCUCAAAGAUUUUGCUUGAAAAAUGGAGCGCCGGAGGGAGGAAAGCGGCGGGAGGGGUAAGUACAACCCCCACCCCACCCUUAAAACAACACACACACACCCGGCGUCAGUCCGUCGGCCUCUAAAAUGGCCUGCGAACCAGUUCGUGCACAUCCCCAGUGGCUACUUGGGACGGGCCUUCUCCACUGCUGCCCCAAAGCUUUGGAACGUGCUCUCUGCUGAAAAAAGAGCCUCCCCAUCUCUGACAACUUUUUAAAAGUCUUUAAUUCACAUCUGUUCACCCAGGCUUUGAAUUAAAUAUUGUUUUAAUAGUUCUAAGGUUUUAAAAUAUUGUUUUAAAAUUUUAAAUUGUUGUAAUGUUUUUGUCAUUUAUUUUGUUUUAACUAAUGUUUUAACUUUUCUGUUAUUUAUUUUGCUUUGUUGUAAACCGCCCAGAGAUGUAAGUUUUGGGCAGCAUAAAAAUAUGUUAAAUAAAAAUAAGUAAAUAAAUAUGCUUGAUCACCAA
Messenger RNA from Hemicordylus capensis (graceful crag lizard), 3313 nucleotides. RefSeq names its product nudix hydrolase 6 (gene NUDT6). Gene Ontology annotation, molecular function: NADH pyrophosphatase activity; ADP-ribose diphosphatase activity; NAD binding. The coding region runs from base 40 to 1002 and encodes 320 amino acids. The record is from RefSeq and is a predicted model, not a curated record. Lineage: Eukaryota; Metazoa; Chordata; Lepidosauria; Squamata; Cordylidae. The transcript is spliced from 5 exons.